Molecule: messenger RNA, 1473 nt
Organism: Pestalotiopsis fici W106-1
Lineage: Eukaryota; Fungi; Ascomycota; Sordariomycetes; Amphisphaeriales; Sporocadaceae
Exons: 4
Coding region: 1-1473 (490 amino acids)
Biological process (GO): positive regulation of transcription by RNA polymerase II
Cellular component (GO): nucleus
Molecular function (GO): transcription cis-regulatory region binding; DNA-binding transcription factor activity, RNA polymerase II-specific; zinc ion binding
Source: RefSeq, a predicted model, not a curated record
AUGAAGCCCCGAAGCGGUUGCGAAUCUUGUCGAGAACGGCAUCGAAAAUGCUACUUUCCUCCGGGAGCUACCGUCUGUCAUGGUUGCAAGGAAGCGAACCGUGAAUGCAGAGCAGCGCCCAGAUGGACGUUUCUUGCCGCGUCGUCGUCGCAUGCAGACUCCCCGUCUACUCCCGAGGAUGCGCCUCUUCCACGCAGGUCGAGGCCGCGAAAGUUGCAAGCCGUCGGCAACUCGCGGGCGCAAUCUUGCUCAAAGGGACGGCGCGGGGCACCUGAGGCGGCGGCCCAACGACACGUGCAUGCCUCCGUUGUGGACUUCGCCGAAGACAACCAUGUUUCUACUGUUCUGCAACAUGGGUCAUCGAGAGGCGCUCGGCCAAUAAGCAAGUCAAGGGUAGAGGGGGCGGCAAUCGAACCGGCGUCUGCUCCGGCUAUUGUGGACACUCGCUUGACUAGCCGGGAAGCGUUUCUACUCAGAUUGUACAUGCUAAAGCUGGCACCCAGCGUGGACGCCUGUGAUGAGUCUCGGCAUUUUACAUUGAUCGUACCACGCCUUGCCUUGGAGGAACCAAUGAUUUUAAACGGUCUCCUAGCACUUGCCAGCAAAUAUGAUGCAUUGUCCAAUGGACGCGUCUCUGAUCUGGAGACGACCAGAUACCAUGGUCGCUGCAUUGAACUGCUUAUCAAAGCCUUUGAUCGGCCACCUAGUACCUAUGAUGCUGUUCUCCUUGUUGCCGUUGUCAUUUCCCGAUUGUACGAAGAGUAUGAUAAUGACAUUGACGUUGAGUACCACCAUCUUAGAGGGGCGAGGAGCUUGAUUGACCAUGAAUCUGUGGCUCGUUCUGCUGUCCAAGGUGGUCUAGCAGAAGCCGCCAGCUGGGUACAUCUUCGCCAGGCUAUAUACGUGUCACUGACCAUGCAGCGCCCACUGGAAAUGUCGUUGAAUAUCUUUGAGAGUGUCAGCAUGCUUCGUCGGCUUGACGAUACUGCCUGUGCCAACCGCAUUGUGUACAUCUUUGCAAAGAUCUUGCAAUGCCUUUGCACACCUUCAAGCCGGCCGCAAGACAACAUCAAUGCUUCAAGGUAUCCGCAGCCUGAUUCAAUGCAGCUCCUUCGCGACGAGCUUGACACUUGGUUUGCUACCAAGCCUGUAAUAUUUGAGCCCUUGUUCCGUGCAGAAACGACGGAUACCGAGAGUGAUGUAUUUCCACCUCUAUGGCUACUCUUGCCCAUUCCAGUUGUUGCACUGCAAUAUUAUUAUGCUGGAAAAAUAUUAUUCUGCUUGUAUGAUCACAGUGGUAUUGCGGCAGGUCAGCCUCUGUCAUCCUACCACGCCCACUCAGACGUGCAGGCCCAAGACGCUAUCGCAAAACUCUUGGAUACGCUCAUGGGCCUUGCCAUGUCCAAUGAUCAUGUGAUCAAUGCGUUUUUCAUCCCUACACACAUGCUGACAAUCUGUAUGUCUUCAAUCUGA